Messenger RNA from Rhagoletis zephyria (snowberry fruit fly), 315 nucleotides. RefSeq names its product cuticle protein 16.5-like. NCBI's taxonomy places the organism in Eukaryota, Metazoa, Arthropoda, Insecta, Diptera, Tephritidae. The record is from RefSeq and is a predicted model, not a curated record.
AAUUUUUUUGCUGCCAUCGUAUUUGCUGUCUUUGCCUGCGUUGCUGCCGAUGUCAGCCACCUGAGCAAUACUUACCUGCCGCCAUCGCAAGGCGCUGCUAGCUCAGUUUCUUCAGAGUACCUACCUCCAGCGGCCAGCACACAACAUGCUUCUUACUCGGCGCCAAGCUACUCGGUAGCUGCUUCGGCACCAAGUGUCUCCUAUUCUGCGCCAGCUCCUGCCGUGUCCUACUCAGCGCCAAGCUACUCGGCCGCUGCUUCAGCUCCUAGUGUAUCUUACUCGGCUCCAGCUCGCUCCGUCUCUUACUCUGCGCCA